Messenger RNA from Centropristis striata (black sea bass), 3847 nucleotides. Its product is annotated as dixin-A-like. Gene Ontology annotation, molecular function: protein binding. The coding region runs from base 387 to 2273 and encodes 628 amino acids. The record is from RefSeq and is a predicted model, not a curated record. The transcript is spliced from 21 exons. Gene Ontology annotation, biological process: canonical Wnt signaling pathway. NCBI's taxonomy places the organism in Eukaryota, Metazoa, Chordata, Actinopteri, Perciformes, Serranidae. Gene Ontology annotation, cellular component: cytosol.
UUUACCAUAGGUGGCCGGCGUCAUGAGGAGAUGAUUUAGGCAAUACAAACAAUUUUGACAAAAAAUGACUUAGGCUAUUAUUUUAGCAGUGUGACGAUAUACGUAAAUGAUCUGAACUCUUACAGCUGCAAUUCCGGAAGUGUUCGUCAAUAGAGGUUUUAUUUUGAAACCUCUAACCGGAAGCCUUGUAUGUCGGAGUGGACCGGUGACUUGACGCCGGUGUCCCAGCCAGAGUAACGGUGGCUCUCUUCCGAUCCCUCAAUUGUCUCGGUUUGUUGACGUUUGCCGGAGUCCAGCCGCCGCUGGUAACGGGGCUCUGUGUGAGUCGAGUGAGAGUCAGUGGAGCUAGCCGGCUAGCUAGCUUAAAUGGGUUUUCGAGUUAAAAGAUGAUCGCCUCACUUUCUAGAGGAAGUUUGCUGGAUGAGGUUCUUCAUGGGGGCUUCAAUGAGCAGCAGCUGGCAGCCUAUGUUUCCUGGGUGAACUCUCAGCUGAAGAGGAAACCAGGCCUGAAGCCUAUCACUAACCUCAGGCAUGAUCUGCAGGAUGGUGUGGUGCUCACACAGCUCAUAGAGAUAGUUGCUGGGGAGGUGCUGGAAGGAGUUUAUGUUGCCCCACAAAACAAAGAGGAAAGCAGGAAGAAUGUGGAGCAAGUCUUGCAGUUCAUUUCCUCCAGACACAUACGCAUGCCACACAUAUCCGCAAGAGAGAUUGUUGAUGGUAACCUGAAAUCUCUAAUGAGAAUAAUUCUGGCGCUGGCUGCACACUUCAAACCCUCAGCCAAUCACAGGGCUGCUUCUGGAAGUGGGAGGAGUUUAAGGGGUUCUGCCAGCCACAACCCUCUCUCCACUGUUGCACUUGCACAAGGUGCAGCUGCUGCAUUGGCAUCAGCACGACUUGAUGCCUCACAGCCUGCACGUGCCAUUCGUAUCCACAGUGGCUGGGGGUUGGAUUCGGACAAGAGUGUGUGUGUCCGUGCACUGGUUCAGCAGUAUGAAAAAGGAGCUCACGAUGACCUGGAUAGUCCUCAGUCCAACAGCCUCAGCUCCGUCAGUCCACUGUCCUCUCCAAGAGCUCCACCAAGCUGCCACUCAGACAGACAGCAGGAGGAGCGCCAACAACAGGAAGGCGGAGAUGAGUCAUGUCACGUUGUAGAAGAGACGGCGUUGGACGAUUCCCUUAGUGAAACCCUGGAGAAGGAGGUGCAGGAGACACGUAAAAUGGUGUCUGCUUUGCAGGCCCUGCUGCUGCACGGUGCGCUGCCUGAGGAUGAGCAGGAUGUGACUUUGAGUUUGGACCAAGGCAAUGCUGAACAGCAACUGGUAGUCAUUCGCACUCGUUUGGAUCAGAGCAUGGAGGAGGCUCAGGAGCUGAAGAGGGAACUGUUGCGCUGUAAGCAGGAGAUGAGAAACCUGCAGGGAGUCAAGGACGCCCAGCAGCAGAGGCUGUGCACUCAGGAGGCAUCAAUACUGCAGAUGAAGCAAGAGGUUCUGAGAGCCAGCAUGACGAAAGAUGAACUCAACAACCAGAAUGCUGAGCUGCAGUGGAAGCUGGACGAAUGUAACCGGCUGUGGGGCGAAUGCAAGAAGGAGAUAGGACAGAAGGACAGACUACUGCAUCAACUCAAACACAAGCUUGAAGAAAGUAAAAAAAAGCAGAGCGAAUUGCAAAGAGAGAUGGAGCAUAAAAACAGCAUGCAGAUUCCCACCGGCACAGAAAACAAUGGAUACUCCUACUCUGGAAAUCCAUCUCCCUCUAUGUCCGAUCAGGCAGAGGAGGUUCAGCUGCUCAGAGAUUCACUUAGGAGUUUGAGGAACAACUUCAGAGACCAUGACCCACAGCACCAUACACUGGACACCCUGGAGCAGGGCAUAGUAUCACUCAUCGAUAGACUACAUGUUCUGCAUUCACACAGGGGAAGGGGGAAAUCUCCAAGACGGAAAGGCCAGCACACAGACACUGACUCCUGGCCUUGCACAAAGGUCUGUCAGUCCCACACUGGUCCUUCUGCCUCCACGAAAAUCCUUUAUUUUACUGGAAAAUCCCCAACACCUUCCAUGAUCAAUAUACCGAAGAGAUUGGGAGAGGUCACUCUAAAGGAUGUUAAAGCAGCUGUGGAUCGAGAGGGAAACUACCGGUACCACUUCAAGGCCCUGGAUCCUGAGUUUGGCACUGUGAAAGAAGAGGUAUUUCUUGAUGCUGCAAUCAUUCCAGGCUGGGAAGGAAAAAUAGUGGCCUGGGUCGAAGAAGACCACGGUGAAGAAAGACCAUUGUAGGUGCAAGCUGAGGAGCCAUGACACACCGAGACAACUGUUUAACAGAUUCACAUGUGGAUACCUUUGAGAUUUUAAGUAUUGGCAAAAUACUGUCAAACUUGUUAUCAAGAGAUUUGGGCUGAUCAGCUAAAACAGACUCAUCUGGAGACAGUGUAAAUCUGUAACUGAUGUGUAGAAUAUGGUAAAACUCAGUGCCUUACAAAGCUGUCUCCAUCAUAUACUUAUACUGUAUUAUCCAGUUUUGAUAAUAUGGACUCAAAAUGAGAUAAAAGGAUUAUUUGACUGUUUCUAAAACCACACUUUUUAGAACUGUUGUUUCUCCUGAAACCAGAGGUUAGUGCUGCAGUGAGGAACUGUGAAAAAAAAGUAAUUUUUAAGUCUUCAGUAUCACUUUUCAUUCCCUCUGCAGCAAUGAAGUAUUUGAAACAAUUACGACCAGAUUACAUGUAAGAAAUAUGUAUUGUUCAUUAUUCUAUAGGCAGGUACAUUUCAGUCUUAAUUGUGAAUGUAAAGUGGAUAUACAGUAUUAUUUACCAUAGGGUGAAAUAGGAAAAACAUUUUCUAGUUGAAAAAAAUACCACUUUUAUAAUAGAAAUGUUACUAGGAUCAGAAACUUUGUUCAAUUUUUUUUUUUUUUUUUGUGCUGCACAAGGUUUGUUGACAUUCAGACCUUUUGCUGACAAAUACACUGCCUAGCUUCUAUCACUGUUACUGUGUUUUGUAUAAAUUACAUAUAAUAGAUCACACAAAAAGAAGGAGGUGACGUCACCUGGAGAUGUCCAAACAGGACAAUUUUAUUGCAGAAAAUACAAAAAAAAACCACCACCUGAAUUUAUAUCAGACUCAUCAGUUUUACUAAAUAGGACCUAAAUCCAGAUGUGGGUUUGAAUGUCAGUCUGUAGCUCACCAUGCAUUGCAAACUGAAAUACUCCAACUGAACUGCUGUCAGUUAAUUAGAAAUGAUGCUGGAAUUUUCAUGUUCAUGUAGAAAUGCAGAUGAACAGCACUCUUGUUUUGUUUACUUUAUGAAUAUGUUUUGUAUAUUGUGUAAAAAAAAUGUCACUAUAUCCUUGAACUCUUAUUUGUUUAAAGAGAGAUUCCUGUGAAGAGAGAAUGUUUGUGCUCCUGUUAAAAAGAUGCCGUGGAUGUGAAUUUGAUAUCAUUGAUGAGAUUUACAGGACACUUUUGUCCUGAAACAAUAGACCAUCCCACUAUUUAUGGUUUGUGUGUGUGCACGUGUGAGUGAGAGAGAGAGAUCAGGAUGGACCUUUUAAUGUUUUUUAUUCACUCUGCUUCUAUCUUCCCAUUUGGGAUCAAUGCAUUUGCCUUCACUAACAAGCCAACUGAAAUAUGCAUCAGUCUGUUUUAAAAUAAGACCUGUUUGAUUGCCAUAACUGCCUGUACUGUAAAACGUAUAAUUUGCUGGUGAGAUGGUUAGUUAGCAUUUUUGUUUACAGAAAUAUUUGAAAAAAAUAUGGAUAUGGCCUGUUUAAAAAAAAAUAAAAAUGUCCUUUGUGGAAUGUUAGAAAAGACAGAUAUUUGGAAAUAAAAGCUGAGUUUUGUUUUUAAAAAGA